UUUGGCCCUCCCUGAAAGCUUGCACAUUUCUCUUCCAGGUUCACAGUUCCUGGGCUAAGGACGGGGAAGGAGUAUGAGUUUUGUGUCAGAUCAGUCAGCGAGGCUGGGGUCGGCGAGAGCUCAGCUGUCACCGAACCCAUCAGGGUCAAGCAGGCUCUGGCCACACCAUCUGCCCCGUAUGAUUUCAUGCUCCUGAACUGUGGGAAAAAUGAUAUGGUCAUUGGGUGGAAGCCCCCCAAGCAUCGUGGAGGUGGCAAGAUCCUGGGCUACUUCCUGGACCAGCACGACUCAGAGGAGCUGGACUGGCACCCGGUCAACCAGCAGCCCAUCCCCACCCGGGUCUGCAAGGUCAGUAACCUUUGUGAAGGCCACUUCUAUGAGUUCCGUGCCCGGGCAGCAAACUGGGCAGGGGUUGGCGAGCUGUCGGCACCCAGCAGCCUGUUUGAGUGCAAAGAGUGGACGAUGCCCCAACCAGGCCCCCCGUAUGAUGUGCAAGCGUUCGAGGUGCGGGCCACCUCCCUGAUGCUGAAGUGGGAGCCCCCGCUGUACACAGGAGCUGGGCCCAUCACAGGCUACCGCAUCAGUGUCCAAGAGGAAGGCUCUGAACAAUGGAAGCCUGUCACCCCAGACCUUAUCUCUGGCACCCACCUGAGGAUCUCUGACUUGCAGCCGGGGAAGAGUUACGUGUUCCAGGUUCAGGCCGUGAAUUCGGCAGGUCCGGGACAACUGUCCAUGCCCACCGACCCCAUACUCCUCGAAGACAAGCCAGAUGCCCGAGAGAUCAAGGUUGGUGUGGAUGAAGAAGGCUUUAUCUACUUGGCUUUCGAAGCUCCUGAGGCCCCUGACUCGGCAGAGUUUCAGUGGUCCAAGGACUACAAGGGCCCACCAGACCCCCAGAGGGUCAAGAUCGAGGAGAAAGCUAACAGGUCCAAGGUCAUCCUGAAAGAGCCUGGCCUUGAGGACUUGGGCACCUACUCCGUGGUGGUCACCGAUGCUGAUGAAGACAUCUCGGCCAGCCACACGCUGACGGAGGAAGAGUUGGACAAGCUGAAGAAGUUGAGCCAUGAGAUCAGGAACCCAACGAUCAAGCUGAUCUCCGGCUGGAACGUUGACAUCCUCGAACAAGGAGACGUGCGGCUGUGGCUGGAAGUAGAAAAGUUAUCUCCGGCCGCUGAGCUGCAUCUAAUCUUCAACGAGAAGGAGAUCUUCAGCUCACCGAACCGCAAAAUCAAUUUUGUCCGAGAGAAGGGCCUGGUGGAAGUGAUCAUCCAGAACCUGUCGGAGGAUGACAAAGGGUCCUACACUGCUCAGCUCCAGGAUGGAAAAGCCAAAAACCAGAUCACCCUGGCACUGGUGGAUGACGAUUUUGACAAACUUCUGAGGAAAGCAGAAGCUAAGAGAAGAGACUGGAAGAGAAAACAGGGUCCGUAUUUCGAGGAGCCCUUGCAGUGGAAGGUCACGGAGGACUGCCAAGUGCUGCUGACCUGCAAGGCGACCAACACCAAGAAGGAAACCCACUUCCAGUGGUUCUUCCAGAAGAGAGAGACACCGGAUGGUCAGUACGACCCAGAGACUGGAGUAGGAACUCUGUGCAUCGAAGAGCUGUCCAAAGAGGACAAGGGAAUUUAUAGAGCAACGGUUUCUGACAAUCGAGGGGAGGAUGACACCAUACUGGACCUCACAGGUGAAGCCCUGGAUGCCAUCUUCACUGAGCUGGGCAGGAUUGGUGCCCUCUCUGCGACCCCACUGAAAAUCCAGGGGACCGAGGAGGGGAUCCGGAUCUUCAGCAAGGUCAAGUACUUUGACAUCCAGUACAUGAAAACCACCUGGUUCCACAAAGAAAAGCGCCUGGAGAGUGGUGACCACAUAAGGGCUGGCACCACGCUGGAUGAGAUCUGGCUCCACAUCCUGGACCCCAAAGACUCAGACAAGGGCAAAUACACCCUGGAGAUAGCCGCGGGGAAGGCAACCCGGCAGCUCUCAACUGAUCUCUCGGGACAAGCUUUUGAUGAUGCUUUGGCUGAGCACCAGAGACUGAAAGCCUUGGCCAUCAUUGAGAAGAAUCGUGCCAAAGUGGUGAGGGGCUUGCCAGAUGUAGCCACCAUCAUGGAAGAUAAGACCCUGUGCCUGACCUGUGUCAUCUCGGGAGACCCCACCCCUGAAAUCUCUUGGAUAAAGAAUGACCAGCCUGUCACCUUCCUUGACCGCUACCGCAUGGAAGUGAGGGGUUCGGAGGUCACCAUCACCAUCGAAAGGGUCAACAGUGAGGACAGUGGGCGCUACGGCGUCUUCGUCAAGAAUAAGUAUGGCUCUGAGACGGGCCAGGUCACCAUCAGCGUGUUUAAGCACGGGGAGGAGGCCAAGGUGCUGAAGAAGACGAGAGGACAUGCUGAAGCACCACCUGUGGUCUAGUCUGCAUGGACCAGCGGGGUCAACCAUUCAACAAACAUUCAUCCGAGCUCCAGCUGUGCCAGGCGGAGGAGAUCACUGGAAGCUCAAAGAUAAAUGAUAUGCAGGCCCCACCCUCGAGGCUUCAGCACAGAUGGAGAGACAGACCUGGAUACAAAAGACUCCAGGACAGGCAGAUAA
Leptonychotes weddellii (Weddell seal) is the source of this 2589-nucleotide messenger RNA. The record is from RefSeq and is a predicted model, not a curated record. NCBI's taxonomy places the organism in Eukaryota, Metazoa, Chordata, Mammalia, Carnivora, Phocidae.